AUGAUAGAUAACCUAUAAUUUAAUAAUAUAAUAAUUAGAAUGAAAAAAAACAAUUAAUCUACAAUCACAGACAUUCAUUUUGAGAAGCUCCAAAGACCGGAUUUAUUGUAUACGAGAAAUUCAUAGAGCACUCAACAAUGCAUGCAAUUAUUAUAGAAGGAUCCAACUUUGCGAUCGGAGUAGGAGAACGAGAAGCUUGGUUAAUUGUUGAGGGGUCAUGAAUUCUUUAGAACCUCGGACAAUGAAUUUCUAAUAGAGUGUUGUCAAGUAAGAUCUUGUGGUCAUCUGAUAGUUAAUGAGAUUUGAAUAGUUCCACAAAAAUUAGGUGAUCUUCUCUAAAAACCAAUUGGAUUAAAAUAAACUGAUAAUCAUUUUGUCAGGGGAUGUAGUUUUGAAUAAGGGAACCCAAGAGAUGAUCCAUCUCAAACAUUUUGGGUCGAAUCUCCUUCUCUUUGGAAGUGAAUGCUAUUCUGACAUGUAUACAUUCAUGAUUUUAGAUCAGAUUGGAAUGUUACAUCUAAAACUGUCUGUAAAGUCGCAGCAAUUUCUAAGCAUGAUUUUAGAGUCAAUC
Molecule: messenger RNA, 571 nt
Organism: Paramecium octaurelia
Lineage: Eukaryota; Ciliophora; Oligohymenophorea; Peniculida; Parameciidae
Source: the annotation of a GenBank genome assembly